AUGAUAAAAGACUUUGACAUGGUUGAGUGCCCGUUCAAGGCCGAGAGGUGCGUACUCCCUCUUGUAAAAACAGAAGCGGGGUAUGAGAUGAGGAUCUGCGAUAGGCCUGAUGCCAAGAAGGUGGUUGCAACGAAGGAUAAAAGCCCUAAAGGAUAUUUCCACUUGGAAAUAUCUGGGGAUAAGUGUAAUAUAAUUGGAUACACAGAGAACAUAUAUUCCUUCACAACACCAGCAGACUUCUAUCUUCCUGUUCCCAAGCAAACGAAGGAAUUUUAUUCUGAAAUUUACUCAAAAAUGGUUUAUGGGGACAUGAGCCAGUGCAUGGAGAUUGCCGAGAUGUUUGAUAAGUCAUAUGGGGACAAUGAAAUCCCCAUGUACCCGGUUCCGAUUAUAUCCACAGUUGAAAGCUUUGAAAAUUAUAAUUUCAAGGACUUCAAGGGAGGAAAAGACAAAACCGGAGAUACAGUUCAUGUGGGAUACGAAGACGAAGUUCCUUUGUGUCCAGCCCCUGGUUUGCUUGAAAGACUGAAGAAACUCCACGGAGUAGAUGCGAUGAGGUUACAGGAAGAUUUAUUCAACCGUUUAUUUUCCCUGCAUCCAAUUCUAAGGAUAUCUAACAUCAUAAAGAUGUUCAGGGCAGAUGAAAGAGUUGCAGAAAUGGGAUUCAGCGACUGGAAAAUAAAGAAGUUUCUGCCUCUGCAUGCAUACUUUAUUGAUUCGGGACCCUGGAGAGGAUGCUGGGCAAAAUUCGGCUUCGACCCUAAAGAGGACCAGAGCAACUUUAGAUACCAGAUAUAUGACAGCCGGAAAUCGGGUAGAACUUUUCAAGUCUUUGAGGCAGAAAAUGUUGUUCACGAGGUUGAGAGAAACAAGUCAUGGUAUCUGGUUGGCAAGCCGAGCUUCAGAAUGGGAUUUCACACCAAGGCUCUUUUAAAUCUCCUUAGGUUUCGAUAUGAGUUAGAUUUCCAUCCUAACGAGGAGGAUGAAGACGAACUGGAGUUCGAGGUAUUUGACUGA
Encephalitozoon intestinalis ATCC 50506 is the source of this 1017-nucleotide messenger RNA. RefSeq names its product RNA polymerase III transcription factor IIIC subunit. The record is from RefSeq and is a predicted model, not a curated record. Gene Ontology annotation, cellular component: transcription factor TFIIIC complex. NCBI's taxonomy places the organism in Eukaryota, Fungi, Microsporidia, Unikaryonidae. The transcript has a single exon. Bases 1 to 1017 code for a protein of 338 amino acids. Gene Ontology annotation, biological process: transcription initiation at RNA polymerase III promoter.